UUCUUCUUCCUCACACACACACCCUCUCUCUCUCUCUCUCUCUCUCUCUCUCUCUCUCUCUCAAUCACCGUAAACUUUGAGCCAUUCAAGAGACGAUGGCGCAGUGGACGCUUCUCCUGUUUUCUUUAUGCGGAGCUCUGCAGGGACAAGAGUCUCAGCCUUCCACUGUACAGAAGUGCUGCCAGAGCGGGAGGGACAUGGCCCUGAGAAGACACAACUGUGCAUUCCUCCCCCUCAUCUUCUCCUCCCACACCUGCAGGAUCGCUCAGGAGCGGUGCUGCGAAGCAACAGUCGUAGACAAGCUCUGCGACAGAGGCGUUCAAAUGGCCCAAAGUCAAGGGGCCUGCGAGAUGCCGUUCUUCGAGGGAGACUUCAGGCAAAAGCAAAUCUCCAAGAUCUGCUGUGACUGCUGCAUGCUCGGCCUGACGGGCCUGAAUUUGUACUGCGAGCUGGAGGGUCUGAAGCUGGGGAAACACUGUGAACACACGGCUAAAACCUGCUGUGGCAAUAACACGGAGGCCACACCAAAGCCUGAGGGCUCCUCUUGCUCUCAGCUGAGUGCAGCUAAUGAAUCAUGUGCCUGCCACGAUGGUUAUCAGCUGCAAAAUGAUGAAGUGACAUGUGAAGAUAUUAACGAGUGUCAACUGGGCAGCCACAACUGCGUCUCCGGCCAAACCUGCAUCAACACAGAGGGCUCCUUCCGCUGUCAGAGGGAAACCAGCUGUGGUACUGGGUACGAGCUCCAAGAUAACAACAAUUGCCAAGAUAUUGAUGAGUGUGCUUUGGGGACCCAUAACUGCGGACCAGACUUUACGUGCAACAACACAGCUGGCUCGUUCCGCUGCCACCCAAGGGAGCGGUGCACUGGAGGGUUCAACCAGGACGCCAUCGGCCGCUGUAUCGAUAUAAAUGAGUGUGUGGCCAACACCAGUCCAUGCCUGCCCGAACUCACUUGCAUCAACACAGAGGGCUCCUACACCUGCCGCAGGAACACAGUCAGCUGUGGAAGAGGCUAUCAUCUGAUCAAGGACAGCACACGCUGUGAAGAUGUAGACGAGUGUCAUACAGGAAAUGUGUGUGGUAUCCACGGCUGUGUGAACCUUGUGGGAUCGCACCGCUGUGAGUGCAGAAUUGGCUUCGUCUUUAACAGCAUCGCCAAACUGUGUGAAGAUAUCAACGAGUGCAGGCAUUAUCCCGGACGACUCUGUAGCCACAGGUGCGAGAACACAGAGGGGUCCUACCUGUGCAGCUGCACCAGGGGCUUCAGAGUGUCCCAUGACAACAGAAACUGUGAAGAUGUCAACGAGUGUGAGGCAAACCCUUGUAGCCAGGAGUGUUCCAAUGUGUAUGGCUCCUACCAGUGCUACUGUCGCCAUGGUUACCAGCUGAGUGACAUCGAUGGGAUAACAUGUGACGAUAUUGAUGAGUGCGCUCUGCCUGCUGGAGGUCACGUGUGCUCAUACCACUGCUCCAACGCCCCGGGAAGUUUCUACUGCACUUGCCCGUCCACUGGCUACACAGUAACCCCCAAUGGACGCACAUGUCAAGACAUUGAUGAAUGUGCAGCAGAGACUCACAACUGCUCUGUGUCUGAGAGCUGCUUCAACGUCCAGGGAGGAUUUCGCUGCCUGUCCCUCCAGUGUCCUGAGAACUUCCAGCAAGCGUCAAAGGGCCAUUGUGAGCGCGUAACUUGCGAGUUCACGCGGGACCCGGCGUCAUGUCUCUCGCUUCCGCUGAGAAUCUCCUUCUACAACAUCAGCUUCCCCGCCAACAGUCCCGUCCCCGCCGACGUUUUCAGGAUGGGACCGUCCAAUUCCGUCCUGGGAGACGACAUGCUCUUGAGCAUAGCGUCCGGAGACGAGGAGGGAUACUUCACCGUGCAGCAUCAGGCCCACGGAGGAGUGAUCUCCCUGUGCCGUGCCUUGUCUGAGCCUCGGGACUUCUUUCUGACCGUGGAAAUGAGGCUAAUCCGUUACCGAACGGCACAUCUAUACAUGGCCAAGAUUGCUGUGUUUGUCACACACGAGCAGCCAAUCCGACCCUCGAGAACUCUGCCAUAUUAGAAGUCUGUGUGAAAUGAAUACAAAUAACUAGAAAAACUAAUAGUAAAUAAUACAACUAAUAUUUCAAGUCUUGUAUCCACCACUCAUCUGUGGUUUUCCUUUUUCAUCACUUUUCUUUGCCAAAUUAACUGCUUUCUCUUUUUUCCGAGCAUACAUUUGUAACAUUUCUGACUUUUUUAAUAUUUCAACUAAUCCUUAUUUUGGAGUGUGUGUGUGUUGUCCAGGUAUUUCUCAUCUUCUCUUCCCUAUGGCGACAAAAAUAAAUUGUCACAUUUAUGGUUAAAAAAGGCCGAAUCUCACUGCACAGAAAGAUCUGACAUUUUGGAAUAAACACUUCACUUCGGUGUCUUGCUGAGAAACUCAUAGUAGUCAAGGCCCCUAUAUGCUGAAGUGUAGUAAAAAAACAUUAGAAGAUUAAGUAGUUUAUUUUAAUCCAGCUGUUGACUACUCUCAAGGCCUUUUUGUUAUUUAUUCUGGGAUAUGAUGCAGCUGUGGGUAUAAUAGGACAUUUCCUUCACCACUAGAUGGGGCUCAUAAUCUGCUGCAGCUCUCCACAACACUAUUGUUAAUAAAUUGGUGAUGGAAGCUCAGUCUACCUCACGUCUCUGCGGCAGCUUCACUUUAUUUGUACUUUCUAUGUGACUGGAAUUAAAAAAAAGUGACAGAUAAAAAUGGCUUUUCACUCUUUAAUAUCUAAGCACACGCACAGAUGCAGCCAAUGGUUUCUGCCACUACUCUCGUGCUUCCUCCUCUGUGGUCUUUUUUUAAUGUAGAAACCAAUUUUUCCUAUGAUCCACUCCAAGCGGCCUCACCGUAGGAUCAAACAGGCCUCGCCUCAGCGGACGGCAAAGAAAAACAAGCGUGGCACUUAUUUGUGGGCACCUGGGGCCCGGCCAGCGUGGGCUCUCAAUUAGUGGUGGAGCGGCAUUACGGCUCACAUGAUGGAUGGUGCGUUUAGUGUUGGUAUUGGGUGGUUAUCAGUAAAUCUUCUGUAAAUGAUACCGAAAAGGCUGCUAGCUGCUCUGCUCUGGAUAAAUGCAACCACAUACAAUUUUCUGUUCCUCUUUCAGUGUGUGGUGAAUGUAGAGCUGAUUGAAAAUGCAUAGAUGGAAGGAUUUUUUGGGAUUAUAUGACCACCUAAUUUAUAAAAUGCUAAAUUAUUUAAUAUAUACAUGUAUAAAUAGUGAAACACUGUAUGAUGAUGAUAAUCGCAUCUCAAAUUUUUUCUUUUCUUUUGGUAAGAUGCUUCAUAGCCGCCAAUGAUGUUAUAAUUUCACCCCUUUGUUUUCUUUGCAGUAUUACGCAAAAAUUGCUCAACCAACUGUUAUUCGUAUUAUUUUUUAUUAUAGACAUUUUUGUUUUAUUGUUUGCUAGUAGAAUUACGCAAAAACUACUGAACCGAUUUCCACGAAACUCUGUGGUAGCACUCGGUAUGGGUCAGGAAAAAUGCCACUGAAUUUUAGUGUGGAUCCAGGAUUUAUUUUUGU
Molecule: messenger RNA, 3550 nt
Organism: Hippoglossus stenolepis (Pacific halibut)
Lineage: Eukaryota; Metazoa; Chordata; Actinopteri; Pleuronectiformes; Pleuronectidae
Product: fibulin-1
Exons: 14
Coding region: 96-2063 (655 amino acids)
Biological process (GO): extracellular matrix organization
Cellular component (GO): extracellular region
Molecular function (GO): calcium ion binding; peptidase activator activity
Source: RefSeq, a predicted model, not a curated record